GCAAAGUGUGAAAUGUUAACACCAAACAAAAACAAAGAAACAAACCCCUUCUUAUCUUCUCAAUGGUUGUGAGUAGUUUAACAACAUAACAUGUCUGUCUCUUUUGUACUCUCCACCUCUUUCUCUUUCUCUCCCUCUUCUUCCUUUUCAUUCUCCAAACCAAAACUCCCUUUUCAAUGCUCCUCCUCCUCCUCCAACUUCCCAUCUUCCAAUAUAAAUAAACCACUCUCUUCUCUCUCUCCAACCUUCAACUUCACUUUCGUUGCUCAUUCUUCAUCGAGGGACAAAGACUCGUCCUUCCUAGGAGAGGACUCCGCCUCGUUUGAUUUGGGGGAACAGAAAAUAUCUUCAUGGAUUUCUUUCACUGCUAUUUUGGGACUUGUUCUCUUCCUUCUAAACGUGCUUUGGAUUAAUAAUUCAACUGGCUUUGCCAAACCUUUCGUCGAUGCCGUUUCACACCUUUCCGAUUCUCACGAGGUGGUAAUGUUGACCCUAAUACUCAUAUUUGCCAUUUUCCACAGUGGAAUGGCUAGCUUUCGGAACACUGGCGAAAAACUGAUUGGUGAAAGAGCUUUUCGUGUUCUUUUUGCAGGGAUUUCACUACCUUUGGCUGUCACUACUAUUGUGUAUUUUAUUAACCACAGAUAUGAUGGACUUCAACUCUGGCACCUCAACACUACUCCUGGGAUUCAUCAACUUGUGUGGCUCUCCAAUUUCGUCUCUUUCUUUUUCCUAUAUCCUUCAACCUUUAAUCUUUUAGAGAUUGCAGCAGUUCACAAGCCUAAAAUACAUCUAUGGGAAACUGGCAUCAUCAGGAUAACCAGGCAUCCGCAGAUGGUUGGGCAAGUAAUCUGGUGUCUUGCUCAUACGGUUUGGAUUGGAAAUUCUGUGGCUGUUGCAGCCUCAAUUGGCUUAAUUGCACAUCAUCUAUUUGGCGCCUGGAAUGGAGACAGGCGAUUGGCUAUAAAACAUGGAGAAGAUUUUGAGAUAAUUAAGCGUCGAACAAGUAUUGUCCCUUUUGCAGCAAUUCUUGAUGGCCGUCAAAGAUUACCUAAAGAUUUCUACAAGGAGUUUAUUCGAUUACCAUACUUAACAAUUACUGCAUUAACACUUGGAGCUUACUUUGCACACCCACUUAUGCAGGCUGCUAGUUUCAACCUCCAUUGGUAGGUGAAAAAUAUCAUCUUGUUUUCAUGUAAAAUCAAAUGUUUAGGAUCGAAACGCUAAUGCCGCGUUUUGUAGUGUGCAUCAAUAGACAGAGAUGAAAGAUCAAAGAAAAGAAAAUGGAAAUAAUUGGAAGAAAAAACCAAAAAACUGACAAUGACGGUGCACUUAUAGUAUUGCUGCAUAAACCAUGUUCUAUGGUUCACAGCAGCAUUUCAUAGCUAACUUGUAACUAAAUUUGUAGCUGAUUUGCAACUAAACAGUGUACUAUAGCUAAUCAGUUACAUUGUUAUGGAUGAGUUACACUGAUGUACCAUACAGAUACAGAUACAGACUAAUUAAUCUUGCAAUAUUACAAGAUUGUAGCUGGACCUA
Cicer arietinum (chickpea) is the source of this 1539-nucleotide messenger RNA. RefSeq names its product 15-cis-zeta-carotene isomerase, chloroplastic-like. The record is from RefSeq and is a predicted model, not a curated record. Gene Ontology annotation, biological process: carotene biosynthetic process. Gene Ontology annotation, molecular function: 9,15,9'-tri-cis-zeta-carotene isomerase activity. Gene Ontology annotation, cellular component: chloroplast. NCBI's taxonomy places the organism in Eukaryota, Viridiplantae, Streptophyta, Magnoliopsida, Fabales, Fabaceae.